AGGAAGAAGAUUCGUUUCACCGCGCUCUCUAUUGUUUUAAUGUGGCGCUGGUUUAAUACAAAUUUAAUACAUAAUUUUUUCGGUAAACAGAAAAAUACAGUUUUUGAAUUAGGUCAGUAAAUACAUGUUAUAUUCACUUCAUCAUUAGUCGUGUCUAAGUGUUGAAGCAAAGAGAAAUAUAUCGGGAAGAAUAUCAGCUGAAGAUGGUGUUUGUUAAAGAUGAAAUUGAGGAGAACAUGAUUGAAAUAAAAGAAGAGGAACCAGAAACCUGGAAAAUAAAAGAAGAGGAACCAGAAACCUGGAAAAUAAAAGAAGAGGAACCAGAAACCUGGAAAAUAAAAGAAGAGGAACCAGAAACCUGGAAAAUAAAAGAAGAAGAACAAGGAGAAUUUAUUGAAGAAAGUGAGGAGAACAAAAAAUGGAGUGAAGUUGAGAAGAAAAAUCAUGUCAAAACUGGAGAAAAACCUUUGAGUUGCUCUCAAACCAAACAGGAAGAUCUAAAGAAAAGAGCUUUCACCUGCACUCUGUGUGGAAAGAGUUUCACAUACAAAUAUCAUCUUGAUUUUCACCUGAGAGUUCAUACUGGAGAGAAACCUUUCACUUGUAAUCAAUGUGGAAAUAGUUUUGCACACUUAACAACCCUUAAUAGACACAUGAAAAUCCACACUGGAGAUAAACCUAUUAAGUGCUCACACUGUGACAAGAGAUUCAAUAAUUCAUCAAAUCUGAAAAUGCAUGAGAGGAUCCACACUGGAGAGAAACCGUACACUUGUGAUCAGUGUGAGAAGUGUUUCACACGCUUAUCACAACUGAAGGAUCACUUGAACAUCCACACUGGAGAGAAACCCUACUCAUGUGUUCAAUGUGAUAAAACAUUUUUUAAGGCUUCAAACCUGAAGAAACACCUGACAGUUCAUACAAAGGAGAAGCCAUAUUCAUGUUAUUUGUGUGGAAAUAGUUUUUCACGUUUUUCACAUUUGAAAGGACAUCAGAAAAUACAUACUGGUGAGAGAGAGUACAUGUGCUCUGAGUGUGAAAUGACUUUCACUUCAGCGGACAGUUUAAAACGGCACGAGAGGAUCCACACUGGAGAAAAACCUUAUAAGUGUUCACACUGUGACAAGAGAUUCAAUCAGUCAGCACAUCUGAAAACACAUGAGAGGAUCCACACUGGAGAAAAACCUUAUAAGUGUUCACACUGUGACAAGAUAUUCAGAGACUCAUCGUAUCUGAAAACACAUGAGAGGAUCCACACUGGAGAGAAACCUUAUCACUGUACUGAAUGUGGGAAGCGCUUCAGUCAUUCAUCUGCUCUAAAGAGGCAUACAAAAAACUAUCACAAUAAGGCCCCGUACAAACAGAGAUGAUGCCUUUAGCUGUUAAUUUUGUAUCCUAUUGGUGUGUCCUCUAGACGGAUCUGGUGUCCCAGAGUGGAUCGAUCUGAUGUGUUUACAAUGUGUUUACAAUCUGCUUUUGAAGAAAUAUUGUAUCAUGCUACAGUCUACAUUCUGUCAGCUGCAGUUCUGGUGUCUCUGUUUUUGUACAACAUCACAAGCAUUUACAUCAGUGUUAACUCUUUAGAGUUACUCUCACGGGUCACUGCACUUAUUUGCAGACACAAAGUACAUUACUUGUAUGUGCUUUAAAGCCUUGCUUGUUCAUUAAAUUUAUUGAAUGUUCCUGCUAAGUAAACCAUGACAUUCAAAUGCACACAAAACUUCUACGAUGGUACCUCAAUGUUUCACAGACAAACCGUUAAAUGUUCAAUUAAUUUGCUUGUUAAGAUAAUGUAAACUCGUGAGGAAAGAAAAACUUAAAGCAUACUCAUAUAUCUUAAAUCUUCUGGUUACAUUAUCCUAAUGCAAUAUAGGGAUGCCCAACCAUUCUGUAUAAUACAGAAUUGACCCGUAUUUAAGGCAUCAGAGAAGCGUUCUGUAUGAAAGCUAUACAAAACAGUUUGUCCUGUAUUUUCGCAGGAUUAUGCCGUAUGGCCAUCUAGACCAUACAAAUAACACAUUAAUAAUUAUUUUUGCACAAAUCAUUGUUUGAAUUGUGAAUGUAGCCUCUCAAGAAAGGCUUUAAGACCUUGCAGAAUACUCUGCCGCCUGAACGCUCUCACUUCACUCGAGCUAACGGCAAUCCACGGAAGAGGAUUUGGUCCAUGCAAUAAAAAAUAAAAUAAAAAACUCUUGAGAUUAAAGUCGUUACAUUUUGAGAGAAAUGUCUAAACAAAAUAUUGAGAAUAAACUUGUUAAAUUACAAGAAAAAAGUUGUUACAUUUGGACAAAAUAUAAAAUGAAAUAAUUUUUUUUAAGGGUAAUCAAAAUGAAAUGCAAAGAGAAAAAUCACACUAUUCUUGACUUAAAAACUGAUGUAAUACAGUUGCUUUAGGAGUUAGUCUAUAUAGUGUUUUAUUCUUAGAUUUGUUCAUUAAAUUUAUUGAAUGUUCCUGCUAAGUAAAAAACACACACACAAUGUAAAGAUUAUUUAACAGUAUACUGAACAUAGAAAGCUGCACACUUCUUAUGUUUCAUUGUUUGUACCUCUCCUGAGUCCUAGAGUCUCUGGCCAUGGAGUGAACGGUCACAUUGCAUUUGACACCAACAUUUAAAUAAAUGUUAAAAUGCACAAUUUGUUGUGAAUCUUUUUGUUAUUUGGGAUUUCUGUUAAAGUGUUAUCUGAUUGUUUUCUUUUUCAUUUUGUUUGGUAGAAGCUACAUGGGUAUAUUUAGAGGUUGUUGGUACUACCAGUCAGUCGGUUGAUCAUCUGGGCUGAUUUCAGUUCUUACAUUGUAUUGUUACUCUGCUAGCAGGGCAGAUUUAUUCUUUUUGUAGGCCUGUUAAAGUUCAGUUAUUUUUCCUUUAUUUUAGUUGAUUUUGCAGGAAUUAUGUUGAACUGGACUUUUGAUAUAUCUGCUUCUGUGGAUUUGAUUAACAUUUUUGUUAUUGUUUUGAUGAAAGAAUAAAUCAACCAUUUUUUCCACAA
Carassius auratus (goldfish) is the source of this 2985-nucleotide messenger RNA. RefSeq names its product zinc finger protein 525-like. The record is from RefSeq and is a predicted model, not a curated record. Bases 204 to 1367 code for a protein of 387 amino acids. NCBI's taxonomy places the organism in Eukaryota, Metazoa, Chordata, Actinopteri, Cypriniformes, Cyprinidae. Gene Ontology annotation, molecular function: RNA polymerase II cis-regulatory region sequence-specific DNA binding; DNA-binding transcription factor activity. Gene Ontology annotation, biological process: regulation of transcription by RNA polymerase II. The transcript is spliced from 2 exons.